GCCAGCAGCAGGGGCCUCUGGGGACCAGGAAGAGAGGGGCCCCUACCGUGAGCCGGCGCCACGCGUGGUACCUGAGCCCAGUGACUCCCUUCCGGCUCCCUUUAUGGCUGGAGGAGAGUCCAGAGAUCCCACGGCAGGGUCACGCAGAGUGAGUGUCAGGAUUCGAUCCCAGGUCUCUGACUCCAAAGCCCCCACUUGGAAGCCCUGAGCUGUGUGGCCCAUGUUAAGAGCUGCAGCAGUGCCCUGGCCCGACCCCGAUGUGGCCACGGCUCCCAGCUCAGCCCCCUGGGGCUACUGAGGCCAUGUAGGGAGUUUCUUUCCUGGAGAAGUAAGGCGUGAAAAAGCGCCCUGUCCUUGUCUUUCCUUAGCGUAAAAUCAGGGUAGGGGAGACCAGGCCCCCGCAGUGUAGGCCUGAGGGGCGCUGGAUGCAUGCCUUGAACAAGGGCUGGGUGGUCUCCAAGGCCCUUCCAGCUGAGGCCGUGCGUCGUGCUUGUGGGCUAGGAGUGCGUGGACGUUGAGCAGCGCUUCGGUUGGCAGGUGGUCACGGGCACUUCCUCCUCCAGGUCUGGGGGGCAGGAGGGGAUUUCAGCGGUGCAGGGAUGGCCCUGGCGCGCCGGAGCAGGACCUGCAGCCAGUGCAGGAAACUGGUUCGCAGUGGCGGCCCUGGCUUGGGCAGGGGACAGUGCCGGGAAGAAAGCACCCGGCACCCGCCGCUGUAGGGCAGGCAGCGGUUCUCUACGGGGAGCAGUUCUGAUCCCCAGGUAACAGGUGGCCGUGUCGGCAGACAGUUUUGGUUGUCGCAACCUGGGACUGAGAGGGGAGGGGUGCUGCUGUCAUCAGGUGGGCAGAGGCCAGGGACACUGCCGAACACCCUCCAAUGCGCCGGAGAGGGCGCCUACCCACCGAGAGGAGAAACCCAGUAGACACAGGUUCAAGGCCUGCACGGCCCGCUCUUGCCGCCGGGGAGUUGCAGGAGGGCAGAGCGAGCUCUGGAGGAGACGGCUCGGGCGUUUGGGGAGAUGAGGGGCUUGCGUGGUGGAGGUGGAGGGCGGGACUGGAAGCUGGAGCUGGCAGGAGUUGCUGGGCUGAGUGGAGGAAGCAGGGAUGCGAGCGAGGGCUCAGCCUGGGCAGGGGAUGGGUGGUGGUGCUGCCUGCUGUGCUGGGCGUGGGCAGAGACCGGAGCGGCGGUGGAGGGAGGAGCCAGUUCUGGACACAGUGGACAGGAGCUGCCUGCUGUUAGACGCCCACGUGAAGAGGACGUCCUUGGGCUCACGGGGCGUCAGAGCUGGGCUUCACCUGGCACCUGGCAGCCUAGAGGAGGCGCCGCAGAGUGGGACUGCGCUGGUCGCGCAGGGCAGUGGCUUCAGCCCACCGAGUCUUGAGUCGUCGUCACUGCAGCAGCGGACCUGGGCACCCGAGAGCCCCGCCUCCCGUUGGCCAUGGGAAGGGUCGGCUCGGGCCAGCAGCCCCGCAGUUGAGGACUGCCGGCUCCGCGGAGCGCAGGGAGCGCUCUGGCCAUGAGCCGUCCUUGCUGAAAGCCGAGGUCCAGCUCAGGGCCCCGCUGUGGGCGCUCUCCACGAGAGGUGCUGUCCCCGCUGGCCCGAGCUGGGGUGCUGCGGCCUCCGCGGAUGGGGAGGUGGGCCCUGGACGUGGCCUUUGUGUGGAAGGCAGUGCUGACGCUGGGGCUGGUCCUGCUCUACUACUGCUUCUCCAUCGGCAUCACCUUCUACAACAAAUGGCUGACCAAGCGGCUCUUACCUGGCCAGAGGCUGAGGGGAGGGCCGAGCAGGUGGCUGGCAAGUGUGUUGAAGUGGUGGAAACUACAAGGGCGCUGGUUCAGUGCUCCAGCCACAGGGCCCGCGUGGUGCUCAGCUGGGCCGACUACCUCAGAAGAGUGGCUCCCACGGCCCUGGCGACGGCCCUGGACGUGGGCUUGUCCAACUGGAGCUUCCUCUACAUCACCGUCUCACUGUGAGUGCCCGCCGCGCCCGCCGCCUCCACGCGCUCGGCUCCUCCCUGGCAGCCAGCAGCUCUGGAGAGGGGAAGUCGGGGGAGCUGAACCCGCCGCCAGGCAGCGCGGGAAACCAGAGCAGAGCAGGUACACAAUGACCAAAUCCUCCGCUGUCCUCUUCAUCUUGAUCUUCUCUCUGAUCUUCAAGCUGGAGGAGCUGCGCGCAGCCCUGGUCCUGGUGGUCCUGCUCAUCGCCGGGGGCCUCUUCAUGUUCACGUACAAGUCCACACAGUUCAACGUGGAGGGCUUCGCCCUGGUGCUGGGCGCCUCGUUCAUCGGCGGCAUUCGCUGGACCCUCACGCAGAUGCUGCUGCAGAAGGCCGAGCUCGGCCUGCAGAACCCCAUCGACACCAUGUUCCACCUGCAGCCGCUCAUGUUCCUGGGGCUCUUCCCUCUCUUUGCUGUGUUUGAAGGUCUCCAUUUGUCCACAUCUGAGAAAAUCUUCCGUUUCCAGGACACAGGGCUGCUCCUGCGGGUACUUGGGAGCCUCUUGCUUGGCGGGAUUCUCGCCUUUGGCUUGGGUUUCUCUGAGUUCCUCCUGGUUUCCAGAACCUCCAGCCUCACCCUCUCCAUCGCCGGCAUCUUUAAGGAAGUCUGCACUCUGCUGCUGGCAGCUCACCUGCUGGGCGACCAGAUCAGCCUGGUGAACUGGCUGGGCUUCGCCCUCUGCCUCUCGGGGAUUUGCCUGCACGUGGCCCUCAAAGCGCUCCACUCACCAGGUGACCCCGGCCCCAAGCCCCUGAAAGCGCAGGGCUCCAGCCCCGACCUGGAGCUGCUGCUGCAGAGCGGCCAGCAGGAGGACGACGACAAUGAGGACGACGACUUGGCGCAGGCGCGGCAGUGAGCCGGGCAGCGGCACGGAAGCACAGCUGUGGGCCCGGCCGCCCUUGGCAGCGGUUGGAAGCGUGGAUCAGGAGCCACAGGUGUGGCGAGGGGCCUGUAGCUCCCACCCUGCCCUCCGGAUUCAGCGGGAGGAACGAGCGGGCCGGCCUCGGCUGCUGGCCGGGCUCUGGCGGCCAGGACCAUUCGGAGGCAUCACAGCUCUCCGAGGGGCGCGCGGGGGCUGGGGCCUCCUCACCUGGACGGCCUUUCUCACGCUGCAGUGGCCACGUUGUGUGCCUGGAGGAGUGGGAUCAGGGAGAUACUGUGGGCCGGGCCUCUCCGCUCCCUCCCCUGCCUGAGGCCUUCGCCCAGUGCGGGCCACGAACUAGGCUUCCCAUGUCCGCGUGUGCGCCUCGGGGCCCUCUGUGGGCACCACCACGCCCGGCAGGCAGGAAGUGGGUGUUUGCUGGGUGCCGGGCCUCGCAGUCCUGACGCGUUCUCACAGCCUGGGUUUGAGUCCUAGCUCUGUGACCUUAAGCGAAGCACCUGCAGCUCUGUGCUGUAGUUUUCGCAUUUGUGAAAUGGGGACAGUAAUGUCUCAGAGUCGUUCUGAAGAUUAAGGGAGUCAAUAUUGCUAACAGUUAUUUUUAAUUAUCUUUAUUUUAAAAAUCAUUUCAACAACCAAGGAACCAAGAUCCAAAAGGUUAAAAAAACAAAACAAAAACUCCUUAAUGUGUAGUGGAGGAACCAGCACUGUGGUGCAGUGGGCGAAGCAGCCGCACAGCGCCUGCAUCCUGUAUGGGCACUGAUUGGGGUCCCAGCUGCUCCACUUCCGUUCCCACUUCCUGCCGAUGCACCUGGGAAAGCAGUGGAAAAUGGCCCAAGUGCUUGGGCACCUGCACCAUGUGGGAGACCCUGAAGAAGCUCCUGGCUUUGAAUCAGCCCAGAUCUGGCCAUCUGGGGAGUGAACCAGCGGUUGGAGCUUCUCUGUAACUCUGCCUUUCAAUAAAUACAUCUUUAAAAAACAACAACAACAAAA
This is a messenger RNA of Oryctolagus cuniculus (rabbit), 3872 nucleotides long. The record is from RefSeq and is a predicted model, not a curated record. NCBI's taxonomy places the organism in Eukaryota, Metazoa, Chordata, Mammalia, Lagomorpha, Leporidae.